Molecule: messenger RNA, 906 nt
Organism: Aspergillus uvarum CBS 121591
Lineage: Eukaryota; Fungi; Ascomycota; Eurotiomycetes; Eurotiales; Aspergillaceae
Product: opsin family protein
Exons: 5
Coding region: 1-906 (301 amino acids)
Cellular component (GO): endoplasmic reticulum; plasma membrane
Source: RefSeq, a predicted model, not a curated record
AUGAUCGAGACCUUCCUCAAGGAGACUAUUCCCGGGGUCACUUCCACCUCGACUGUGGCGCCCAUUCCCACCGUCGUCCCGGGCAGUGAGCCCAUUUUCCAGGAGAUCCACGAUACUGGCAAACGCACAUUAUGGGUUGUCACCGUGCUCAUGGCCCUUUCCUCCCUGGUCUUCUACGUCUUGGGAGCUCGUGUGCCACUGAGCAAGCGCGUCUUCCACACCCUCGUCUCCCUCUCCGCCACCAUCUCCUUCAUCAUCUAUCUCGCCCUCGCCACCGGUGGCGGCAUCACCUGGAAAGUCGACACCGUCAAACUGCACAACAAGCAUGUGCCCAACACGCACCAGGACUACUUCCGCCAGGUGCUGUGGUUGCGCUACGUGCUGUGGUUCCUGACCGAGCCGCUCAGCCUGAUUAGCUUGAGUCUGCUGUCCGGUCUUCCCGGAGCUCACCUGCUGGUGGCCAUCGCCGCCGACUUCGUCAUGCUGGGCUCGGGUCUGCUGGGCACCUUCGCCGGCCACACCUCGCGCCGUUGGGUCUGGUUCACCCUCAGUGCCAUCGGGUACCUGACGACCGUGUACCACAUCAGCGUGAACGGGGCCCGCGCCGCCAGCAACAAGGAUAACCAGACCCGCAAGUUCUUUGGAACCAUCUCCGGCGUGACUCUGUUGGUGAAGGUCCUGUUCCCUGUCACCAUCGCCGCAGGCGUUUUGGCUCUGAAGAUCAAUGUCGAUGUGGAGACUAUUCUCUUUGCCAUCUACGAUAUCUUCUCCCAGGGGCUGAUCGGAUAUUGGCUGAUCAUUGCUCACGACAGCGCUCCGGGAAUCACUCUCAACGUGGACGGUUUCUGGUCCAACGGUAUCGGCAACGAGGGCGCCAUCCGUAUCGGUGAGGAUAACGGAGCUUAA